Setaria italica (foxtail millet) is the source of this 483-nucleotide messenger RNA. RefSeq lists its product as uncharacterized. Bases 1 to 483 code for a protein of 160 amino acids. Gene Ontology annotation, cellular component: nucleus. The record is from RefSeq and is a predicted model, not a curated record. Lineage: Eukaryota; Viridiplantae; Streptophyta; Magnoliopsida; Poales; Poaceae. The transcript has a single exon. Gene Ontology annotation, biological process: protein sumoylation. Gene Ontology annotation, molecular function: protein tag activity; ubiquitin-like protein ligase binding.
AUGACGAAGUACGUCACGCUCUCCGUCCGGGACGAAGAGUACCGCGAGAUCACCCGCACCAUGCGCACGACCGACAAGCUGCACACCCUCAUCGAUUUCUACUACGACAUGGUGCCCGCCGUCGCGUACGGCGAGGGGGCCUUCCUGCACCGCGGCGAGCCGGUCGACAGGAUGAAGACGCCGGCGGACUACGGGAUGCGCGAUAGGGACGAGCUCGCCUUCUCGUCGCAGAUCGACUCGAGCACGUUCCUCACGCUGACCGUGCGGGAAGAGGAAGGGCUCGGGUCCUUCUCCCUCACCUUGCGAACGACCGACCAGCUGCGGGACCUGAUGGACUUCUGCUACGAGAUGGUGCCCACCGUCGACUACGGCGACGGGGUCUUCCUGUUCAACGGCAGGCGGGUUAAAGGCCACCGGACUCCGGAGGAGCUCGGUAUGGUGGAUGGCGAUUGGAUCGGUGUUACUUUCAGAGUUCGUUACUGA